AUGAGUAGUUUAAUAAAUUAUUCAAAAUUUGAAAAAUUAGAAGUAAGCUCAUCAGAUGAAGAAAAUAGAAGUAGAAAACCUCAAAUAACAACUCUAAAUAAUAAUGACAAAGUAGUAAUAGGACCAGACGGAUUAACAAUUUUAAAAAAAAGUACUGAAGAAAAAACAAAUAAAAAUUUAAAAAGCUUAGAAGGUGAAAAAACUAAUGAUAAAAAUUUGGAAAGCUCAAAAAAUGAAAAUAUUAAUGACAAAAAUAAAGAUAUUUUGAAAAAUAUGAUUAUUAACGGAGGUGUUAUUCCAUUUAAAUGCAUAUGGAACCAGUCAAUUCAUUAUGUUAGUGGUUAUAUAACUUUGCCAUUACAUAGUAAAGCGAAAUAUUUAAUUGUAGAAAUUUAUGAAGAUAAACUGGUUGUUAGAAAAAGAAAAAAUUGUAAUACAUUAAAUAGUGAGAGUAAAAACAAAAAUGAUUUAAAUAAUUAUGAUAUUUUAAUCAAUAAAUAUUUUUCAUUUAAAAUUAACACGAAUGAAGAUACCCAGUUAUGGGAAAUAAAGAAUAUGAAAAUUAAUUGGCAUAAACUUUUUUAUUUAUCAAAUAAGAUAAAUAAUCAAACUAUUAAGUUUGAUUUUGAAGAGAAUAUAGUUGAAAAAGAGGAAACAUUUUUAUAUAUUUCUUUGAAAAAAAAAAAUGAAAUAGAGAAUUCAUAUGUAUGGUGGGGAAGUUUAUUUAAAGAUGAAGAAAAAAUAAAUAUUUCUAAUUUACCUACUAGAAUUUCAAUUAAUAAAAAUAAUAAUAGUACUUCUUUUAAAAAUGUAUGGGAUGAAGCUCAUGAAAUUUUCAAAAAAAAAAUAUCUAAAAAAAAUCCAUAUCCUAUAGAUUCAUAA
Plasmodium relictum is the source of this 882-nucleotide messenger RNA. RefSeq names its product conserved Plasmodium protein, unknown function. NCBI's taxonomy places the organism in Eukaryota, Apicomplexa, Aconoidasida, Haemosporida, Plasmodiidae. The coding region runs from base 1 to 882 and encodes 293 amino acids. The record is from RefSeq and is a predicted model, not a curated record. The transcript has a single exon.